This is a messenger RNA of Seriola dumerili (greater amberjack), 2662 nucleotides long. RefSeq names its product alpha-methylacyl-CoA racemase (gene amacr). Bases 7 to 1155 code for a protein of 382 amino acids. The record is from RefSeq and is a predicted model, not a curated record. Gene Ontology annotation, biological process: bile acid metabolic process. Gene Ontology annotation, cellular component: mitochondrion. Gene Ontology annotation, molecular function: alpha-methylacyl-CoA racemase activity. The transcript has 5 exons. Lineage: Eukaryota; Metazoa; Chordata; Actinopteri; Carangiformes; Carangidae.
UUCAUCAUGGCACUGGCCGGAGUGAGAGUUAUUGAGCUGGCGGGCCUGGCUCCUGCACCGUUCUGUGGCAUGAUCCUGGCAGACUUUGGAGCCAAGGUGAUCCGCGUGGACCGGACCAAGGUAGCCAUGGCUAUGGAUACACAAGCGCGGGGAAAACAAUCUGUGGCCAUCAAUCUGAAGACCACUGAGGGUGUAGCCUUGCUCAGGAAGCUCUGUGUCCAGUCUGAUGUCGUGCUUGAGCCCUAUCGUAAAGGAGUGAUGGAGAAACUGGGCCUCGGCCCACAGGAGCUGUUAAAGGAAAAUCCUCGUCUGAUCUACGCUCGGUUGACAGGGUAUGGACAAGUUGGAUCUUAUGCCACUGCAGCUGGGCAUGACAUCAACUACCUCGCCAUGUCAGGCCUUUUAUCCCGGCUGGGUCGCAGUGGAGAGAAGCCCUAUGCUCCACUGAAUCUGUUAGCAGACUUUGCGGGAGGCGGUCUGACUUGUGCCCUGGGGAUAGUCCUCGCACUGCUGGAGAGGACAAAGUCAGGGAAAGGACAGAUCAUCGAUGCUAGCAUGGUGGAAGGAGCUGCAUAUGUGGGUUCAUUUGUAUGGAAAUCUCGUAGUAUUGGUAUGUGGGACCGCUCUAGAGGAGAGAACAUGUUGGACAGCGGAGCGCCCUUCUACGAUACCUACCAGACUUCAGAUGGAAAGUACAUGGCUGUGGGUGCCAUAGAACCACAGUUCUACAGACAGCUACUUAAGGGCUUACAGUUGGAUGCUGGGGAGUUGCCUCCUCAGAUGAGCUUCAGUGAUUGGCCAGAGCUGAGACGGAUGUUCACAGAGCGUUUUGCUUCAAAGACCCAGGCAGAUUGGUCGAGGAUUUUUGAUGGGACUGAUGCCUGCGUUACACCUGUGUUGUCUUUCGACCAGGUGAGCUCCCACCCACAUAACCAGGAAAGAGCUUCUUUCAUGAAGGACUCCAACGGGGAGGAAAGCCCCCGGCCUGCCCCGGUUCUCUCUCGGACUCCUGCUGAGCCGUGCCUCACCUCUGACCCAGUUAUUGGAGAACACACGGUCAAGGUCCUCAAGGAGUACGGCUUUACAUCGUCAGAGAUAAACCAGAUGCUAGCAGCAGGGGUCGUAGAGUGUAACGCUGCCAAGGCAAAACUGUAGAGGAGAACAAUUCAACAGUUUUAAAAUCCACGGCUGCACCAUCGUUUAGUUAAGGAUGGAUCAAACUGAACUUUGAGUGAUUUAAGCCCUGCCAUCUAAAUCAUGUCUAAUACAACUGUUCAAGAAUCAAAUGAAAAGGGAAAAGGAAAAGGAACAAUGUAUUUUCUUUUCAUGACCAAGACAUUCGAGCUGAGUAUUUAUGUAGUUUGAAAGCUUGAGAAAUCUCUCCAUCUCACCCAUUUGCAUUAAUCCUCUCAGGCUACUGCAACGCAUGUUUUCCAGUAUAAGCAGAGUUUACAUAUCCCACACACCUCUAGUGUAGGUGUGCGUGGAUUGGACAAGGUGAAAGGCCAUCCUGUGGGCUCUCAUGGUACAUGGUUACAGCUUGGGUUAGUCAGUUAGUCAUACGUGUAAAUAGCUCAGUAUCAAAAUAGUAAAAAAUCGGAAUAAAUAAAAAUAAAAUUAAGUCAGAAUUACCAAAAUAAUAAUAAAUAAAUAGACCAGGAAGUCUUAGUUUGAGAUUCUCAUACCUAAAGUCCACUGAUUGCACAUACAACUGUUAUCUAUGGCAGCUGGGGAGCUCUGAACAUGAAAGUAUCAAGUUUUGCAAAAACUAAAGUGACCUUUAAAAAAAAGUCAUAAUUUUUAAUUGCCUAAUUCAUUCACCCAAUUUAUGGAGCUUAUCUGUGUCUAGGUUGUAUUAUUUUAAUAAUUAUUUCAAUUGGAGUUUACUCCUGGGAGGUACGGUGAAGAAAUGAUAAAAAUACUACUGGUUUUCCAUCAUACUUUCAUACUUUAGCCAAUAUAAUUGUGUAUGUUGUAUUCUAUGUGCUAUUAAAAACGUCUUGGUGCAGAAACAUGUUUGAGGCUGUAUUUUAACAUUCAAACUUUUUAUUUCCUUUAUCUUUCUCUACGAUAACUGCUAUCCUUAUGACCUCUGUUUUUUCUUCAUUUUUUCUGUUAAUUCUGUGACAAUAGAAUAAUGAUUUUAUCCGUAGCACAGCAGGUUGGCUUUGAGUGCCUAAUUAACAGGUAGUUUUUAUGUGCUGUUCAUGAGCAAUCACAUUUCAUAGUCAUUCGUUUGUUCUGACAGAACACAACCUGGAAGAAAAUAUGUAAAUGAGAGCAACUUAAGCAUUAAUUUAGCUGCGUUAAGUUCAGGUGAUCAAAGAGAGAAGGAGACAGAACAAGGCUCUCUCUUCUAUUUCCUCCUCCACGCUAACUACAAACACACAAAAAUAAUUCUGCUGUAUGUCUCAAGAUAGAGGCAGAAUUAAAUUAAAUGCAUCAUAAAUAUAUUUAAAUCAAUUGUCAACAGAAAUUAGCAUUAACAAGAUAAGUUCACACACUGAUUUGAAAAAUAAUCAUUAUCAUAACAAACUUUAUUUCUAAAGCAUCCAACUUAACAGUUGCAAGGUGCUUCGCAUGGGAAAAUCAACAUAACAGAAUUCAGCAAAGUUAACAUUAAAUACAAUCAGGCAACUAAAAGUAAAGAGAAUGAAAAUGA